AAGUCUGACGUCACAUGACUCCGCCCCCCUCUCUCUCUCUCAUUCAUGCAACAAACAGUGCAGCAGGUCGUGCAGCGCAGUAUGACCGCAUUUAUUUGUUCUAUUUUAAUAUUUACGUGCGAAAUUUAACAAACAUGGCGACUAAGCGCAAAGUAGAGGUGAUUGUCCCCGCAGAGGAGAGUGACCAGCUGCUAAUUCGUCCACUGGGCGCUGGUCAGGAGGUUGGGAGGUCAUGCAUCAUCCUGGAGUUCAAAGGAAGGAAAAUUAUGCUGGACUGUGGUAUCCACCCCGGGUUGGAGGGGAUGGAUGCUCUCCCCUACAUAGACUUGAUAGACCCAGCUGAGAUAGACCUGCUGCUCAUCAGCCAUUUCCACUUGGAUCACUGUGGAGCUCUGCCCUGGUUCCUACAAAAGACCAGCUUUAAAGGCAGGACUUUCAUGACCCACGCCACUAAGGCCAUCUACCGCUGGCUACUGUCGGACUACGUCAAAGUCAGCAACAUUUCUGCAGAUGACAUGCUGUACACCGAGACUGACCUGGAGGAGAGCAUGGAUAAGAUCGAGACCAUCAACUUCCACGAGGUCAAGGAGGUGGCUGGAAUCAAGUUCUGGUGCUACCACGCUGGUCAUGUGCUGGGAGCGGCCAUGUUCAUGAUCGAAAUAGCAGGAGUCAAGCUGCUGUACACGGGAGACUUCUCCCGGCAGGAAGACCGGCAUCUGAUGGCAGCAGAGAUCCCCAGUGUCAAACCUGACAUCUUAAUCAUAGAGUCUACCUACGGCACCCACAUCCACGAGAAGAGGGAGGAGCGAGAAGCUCGCUUCUGUAACACGGUCCAUGACAUCGUCAACAGAGAAGGCCGCUGUUUAAUCCCCGUGUUCGCCUUGGGGCGGGCCCAGGAACUGCUGCUCAUUCUGGAUGAGUACUGGCAGAACCACCCGGAGCUCCAUGACAUCCCCAUCUACUAUGCAUCAUCCCUGGCCAAGAAGUGCAUGGCUGUGUACCAGACCUACGUCAACGCAAUGAACGACAAGAUCCGCAAAGCCAUCAAUAUCAACAACCCUUUUGUCUUCAAGCACAUCAGCAACCUCAAGAGCAUGGAUCACUUUGAUGACAUCGGUCCCAGUGUGGUGAUGGCCUCUCCUGGUAUGAUGCAGAGCGGGCUCUCCAGAGAGCUUUUUGAGAGCUGGUGCACCGAUAAGAGGAACGGAGUCAUCAUCGCUGGAUACUGUGUAGAGGGCACACUGGCCAAGCACAUCAUGUCUGAGCCGGAGGAGAUCACCACCAUGUCAGGGCAGAAGCUGCAGCUGAAGAUGUCCGUGGACUACAUCUCUUUCUCUGCCCACACUGACUACCAGCAGACCAGCGAGUUCAUCAGGGCCCUCAAACCACCUCAUGUGAUCCUGGUCCACGGGGAGCAGAAUGAAAUGGCCCGUCUGAAGGCUGCGCUGAUCAGGGAGUACGAGGAUAAUGACCAGGUUCACAUCGAAGUCCACAACCCUCGCAACACAGAAGCUGUCACCCUCAACUUCAGGGGAGAGAAACUGGCCAAGGUGAUGGGCUCUCUGGCUGAUAAGAAGUGUGCCCAGGGCCAGAGGGUGUCAGGCAUACUGGUGAAAAAGAACUUCAACUACCACAUCCUCAAUCCUUCUGACCUUUCUACAUAUACAGAGCUGGCCAUGAGCACAGUGAAACAAAGCCAGGCCAUCCCGUUCACUGGACCUUACUCACUGCUCGUCUGCCAUCUGAGGAACCUCACCGGUGACGUAGAGGAACUGGAUGGAACUGAGAAGAACACUUUGAAGAUUUUUAAAAACAUCACUCUGGUCCACGAGGUCGGCAUGGUGGUGCUGGAGUGGCUAGCAAACCCUCUCAACGACAUGUAUGCCGACGCUGUCACCACUGUAGUGCUGGAAGUGCAGUCAAACCCAAAGGCACAGAAAGCCAUGGAGACCCAGAGUGCCAUCAUGGACAUGGACAUCUUCCAGACCCGACUAGGAGUCAUGUUGCAGGACAUGUUUGGAGAGGAAUGUGUGGAUUUCAGUGAUGAUAAAAACAUCUCUGUGACAGUAGAUGGGAAGACGGUUCACAUCUGCUUGGAAACGAGGUCGGUGUGCUACGAGGAGGAAUGCUCAGAGGACGACUCCCUGAGAGAGAUGGUUGAGCUGGCAGUGCAGCGGCUCUAUGACGCCCUCAACCCGGUCAUCUGAGAGCGCGGACGGGACUGUAGUGUUCAUCACAACAAACUGGACAUCGCCCGUGAACUAACGAGGGACAGAGUUUCUGAAGCUAAGCCAUCACAGAUGUGAAAACAAAGAAUACUUCUACAAAUUCAGUGUUGGAAGUUAACACGGCGCUUGUAUUUGUGUGUUAAAAAAUGGGAUAACGUGUUCCUGAGAAUCAUUGUGACACCGUUUCAAAUCAUCACGCACCUGCCAUGUCUGGCUUGGUGUCAUGGGAAGCCUCAGCAACCAAUCCCAGUCCCACUUUAUGAGUGCCAUUUGGAAAGACUAGAUUGGCCUUUUAAUAAUGAACUUAAUGUUUUGUGAGCUACCAAGUAAAAAGAAAAAAAAUGUAAUUUAAUAAGCUGUGUAGAUAGAAUUUGUCUUGAUAGAUUUUAGUUUCUUUUUUGUUAUGCAAGCACUUUUAAUAUAUUUAAUACGUUUACUGUCUUCAUGUAAUGCACUGUGGGUUUUGUUUGACCAGAGUUGGUUAUUAAUGUGCACUGAUAUGACUUGUUUACUUUUAACUGUGACGUGAACUGUGGAUCUCUAAAUGCACUAAAUGUUUGUGUUCAUUCUACAUUUAAAAAUGGAUUUUACAAACCAUCGACUCCUGAACGACUAUGCCUUUGGUUAAGUUUUGAUUAUUUAUUUCACCAGCUAGUGUCAGAAAAGUUCUUUAACUGAGGUUUACAGUGAAUCAGUGUUGGUGUAAUGUUGACUAACAAAAGACUCGAGCAACAUUUGUUUCACUGUGCUCUGCCAGGCAUUGAUCAUGUCAUUUAUUAAACAUCUGAACAGUGUUCAUUUUUACAAUAAAUAUAUCCCAAGGCACCUUUUGUUAUAAGCAUGGGGCUCUCAAUAUAUGACUGAUACACACAUCCC
Molecule: messenger RNA, 3104 nt
Organism: Anarrhichthys ocellatus (wolf-eel)
Lineage: Eukaryota; Metazoa; Chordata; Actinopteri; Perciformes; Anarhichadidae
Gene: cpsf3
Product: cleavage and polyadenylation specific factor 3
Exons: 18
Coding region: 15-2207 (730 amino acids)
Biological process (GO): mRNA 3'-end processing by stem-loop binding and cleavage
Cellular component (GO): mRNA cleavage and polyadenylation specificity factor complex
Molecular function (GO): RNA endonuclease activity; 5'-3' RNA exonuclease activity; RNA binding
Source: RefSeq, a predicted model, not a curated record